This is a messenger RNA of Syngnathoides biaculeatus (alligator pipefish), 581 nucleotides long. RefSeq names its product synaptotagmin-7-like. The record is from RefSeq and is a predicted model, not a curated record. The transcript has 4 exons. Bases 55 to 429 code for a protein of 124 amino acids. Lineage: Eukaryota; Metazoa; Chordata; Actinopteri; Syngnathiformes; Syngnathidae.
AGCUGGGAUAGCACUCCCUGGGACCCUCGUGAGGAUAGGCGGCUAAGAAGAUGGAUGAAUGGAUGGAUGGGAAAAAUGACAAUCAGCAUUACCACAUAUACUGGGUCGGUGUCCCUAAGUGUGUUCCUGGUCUCCCUAGCGGUGACUGUGUGUGCUGUUUGGCUUGUGGCUCUUUGCGGCGUCUGCGGUUGGUGUCAACGAAAGCUGGGGAAGAGAAAUAAGCCGGGAGUGGAAACAGCCGACACUCCAGACUCGGCACGUGGGCGAGGGGAGAAGAAAGCCAUCAAGCUGGAAAACAGCCUCCCAUUUCAUGCAGCUCUAAGACCGACUCCUCACCAAAGCGAGCGCUCGCAUCAUCUCCAGAGAAGGAACGCUUUUGUUGCAAAGUGUUGGUUGGUGCCCAGGCUGUCCGCAGUUGUGUUGCUCUGACCUGUCUUUCUCUUUGGCCACAGUGAUCUAGACAGAGACUUUUGGAAUAACAAUGACAGCAGCACAGUGCAGCAGAGGUGGAGCUCCUAUCCGCCGAAGGAGUUCGUACUUAACAUUUCUCCCUAUGCCCCAUACGGAGACCCCCGCCUCAC